Messenger RNA from Physella acuta, 611 nucleotides. RefSeq lists its product as uncharacterized. NCBI's taxonomy places the organism in Eukaryota, Metazoa, Mollusca, Gastropoda, Physidae. The record is from RefSeq and is a predicted model, not a curated record.
CUAUGUUAGCAAACGGUGAUACGUCGCUUUACCUGUUGCUCAUACCUGUAGCUGUCGUCAUAGCUGUGACAGUUGGUUUAGCAGCGUGGUAUAAACAAAGAACAGGACGUAGCAAUGCUUCAAACCGCAGACCAAGUGAAUCAAUGUCCAAUGCCUUUUGUCCACCGACGGACAAUGAUGGAUACAUGCUGCCCGUUCGUACUGUCGGGAGCCACGGCAUAACACGGGAUGCAGCUGGUGUUAGGGAGAGCACCGUGUCAGCAUACACACACGGACCAAAACUAGGGGACGAGCAGCACGUCUACAGCAGCAUAGACGACCCAAGCGACGCUCAGUGUGAUCGAAACAAUGACGACAUAGACUUUAAUCGAACGCAGAAUUCAGCAGUGGCCAAUAUCGACGAUUCACAUUUGGACGAGACGGCAAGCGAAAAUCACAACACAGCGAAUGUUUAUGACACACUUGAAAGAAAUUUGGAUUCUCAAACUGACAAUCAUUAUCUGAGUCCCACAUUUUGAUUCUGUCAUUGAAGAAUAUUUUACGUUACAUCACAGAAAUGUUUAUACAAAAUGUUGUAAAUAAUUAAAAAUAAUUCGCUAUAUAAAUCCUUA